Branchiostoma belcheri (Belcher's lancelet) is the source of this 3277-nucleotide messenger RNA. RefSeq names its product tRNA-dihydrouridine(47) synthase [NAD(P)(+)]-like. Gene Ontology annotation, molecular function: flavin adenine dinucleotide binding; tRNA dihydrouridine synthase activity; RNA binding. Bases 374 to 2380 code for a protein of 668 amino acids. Lineage: Eukaryota; Metazoa; Chordata; Leptocardii; Amphioxiformes; Branchiostomatidae. Gene Ontology annotation, biological process: tRNA processing. The transcript has 2 exons. The record is from RefSeq and is a predicted model, not a curated record.
CUGCUAGCUGUCAGAAUGCCACGAAGCUAGCUGGAGGCUACGUCAGCACAGGGCCGGACCCCAUAUCUGCUUGGAGAUGACGAAACUCCAGUGUGAGACCACAGCUACGCCGAUCGGUGGCUUGCACGACGUCGCACCACGUGGUAGUCUUCUUGGCCUGUAUACAAAUUAAUAACAGGAUAAAAGACGUAAAUUUGAAGUAAGUGAAUACCGUAGGUACAGACUUAUUGCGUUAGCUGGUAAGUAAUCUUUGUGAAGGCGGAAUUCGCUGCCUUGCUGUGACUAAAACGCACAACGCCCCCCUCCCCCAUCACCGGUAUCCGGGAACAUGCUUUUCUAAUUUUGGACUUCGACCAAAGGAGCCUUGUGUAAGAUGGAGCCGGAGAGCGGAGCAGAACCUCCAAUGGUAGCUAAAGAAAUGCCACAAGACCCCAAGGAGUCGGCAGAGAGCAUCUUGAACGCACCAGGCGUCUUAAGGAUCAAGAAGGAGUUUCUUGACUGGAACAAACUUCUGAAGACACAUCACAGCCAGCCUUCCACAGAGGGAGUCAGUCAGGGGAGUACUGGCAGUGACGACACGUCUCCACAAGGUGAGACAGAGCCACCAAACAAGAAGGGCAAAUGGAAGAAAGCCAAAGGCCAGAACAAGCGCAGACCUCACCAGAAACCCUCGGAGCUGUGCGAUGUGGUGCGCUUGUGUCCGAGCUUCCUGAAAGAUCCAGACUCCUGUCAGUUUGGUGAAAAGUGUCGCUUCACCCACAGCGUUGAGGAAUACCUGGCCAACAAGCCUGCAGACUUGGGGGAUAAGUGUUACGUGUACGACACCCACGGCAGAUGUCCCUUUGGCAUCACCUGCCGUUUCGCCAAGUGCCACACAGACGACCAAAACCAGAAUGUUGUGAACCCCGACGUCUACUCUCCGGAAGCAAAGCCAACAACAAGUAAUCAGCUUCCCAAGGACACACAGACAAGCUUGAGGAAGAAACAGUACAAGUUUCCCAAAAGUAACGAGUAUCUCAGGGCUAUAGGCAAGCUUUCAACCGCACAAGGUAGUGGUGAUGACAACAGUUUCUUAGACAAGAAGAGUAGUGAAGCUGAAGAAGUCAAACCUGAAAUAACAAUUCAUAGCACAGCCAGUGAGGCAUCGGGUAAUGCACAAGAUAAAGUUAGUAACUGUAGAAAUGGAAAUGAUCUCUCAACACCAGAUAUACAAGGAUGCACAGAGGCUACAGUGGAAAAUCCUACACCGAUGGAGACCAACAAGCCCUCAGGGUCUGUCACGAAUGAAGAUUCUAUCAGGCUGAUUCCCAGAGAAAGGAAGAAGUUGGACUUCGCAGACAAAUUAUACCUCGCACCACUAACCACGGUCGGAAAUCUGCCCUUCCGCCGGAUCUGCAAGGGCCUGGGGGCAGACAUCACGUGUGGAGAGAUGGCCAUGGCUGCUAACCUGCUGCAGGGGCAGUCAUCCGAGUGGGCACUGCUCAAACGUCACCAGUCUGAGGACGUGUUCGGCGUCCAGAUCUGUGGCAGCCACCCUGAGGUCAUGUCCCACGCCGCUGAACUCUUGAAUGAGACCAUCAGCGUGGAUUUUGUAGACGUAAACGUUGGUUGUCCGAUUGAUCUUGUGUUCAAACGGGGCGGAGGAUGUGCCUUGAUGGGCAGAUUGACCAAGUUUGAGCAAGUCGUGAAGGGGAUGAUCGGGAUGCUCGACGUACCGUUGACUGUCAAGAUGCGGACGGGAAUCUACGAAGAGAAGCCUUUUGCCUACAGAGUUGUUCCUCAUCUCCGGGACUGGGGUGUCUCCCUCGUCACACUGCACGGGCGCUCGCGGGAGCAGCGCUACACCAAGCUGGCAGACUGGGACUACAUCGCGGAGUGUGCCAAGGCGGCCAGUCCGAUGCCUCUGUUCGGGAAUGGCGACAUCCUGUCAUUCGAGGAUGCCAACAGACACAGGCAGAGUACAGGAGUGGCUGGACUCAUGAUCGCACGAGGUGCCUUGAUCAAACCCUGGAUCUUCACAGAGAUUAAGGAGCAGCACCACUGGGACAUCUCCUCACAUGAGAGGUUCCAGAUUCUGAAGGACUUCUCUAACUUCGGGCUGGAACACUGGGGUUCAGAUACCCAGGGUGUGGAGAAGACCAGGCGGUUCAUGUUAGAGUGGCUGUCGUUCCUGUUCCGGUACGUACCAGUCGGCGUGCUGGAGCAGCCGCCACAGAAGAUCAACCUCCGCCCCCCGUACUUUCUGGGCAGGGACGACCUGGAGACCCUCAUGGCCAGCGGCAACUGUGCAGACUGGGUCAGGAUCAGUGAGAUGCUGCUGGGACCUGCUCCGGCCAACUUCAACUUCCUUCCCAAACACAAGGCGAACUCCUACAGAUAGAUGACUUCUCUGAACAAACUCAUUGCAUUAUAACUUAUAUGGACUCUCCAAAGCCUUCACGACAUCCUUCUAGGAAACUGUCAUGUAAACCAGCAUCACUGAUAUAAUAUUAGUUGUAUGAUUUAUUUGUUAAUUGAAGAUACUGCUACGUAAGAAGGCUUCUUCAUUGAAAUCAACUGAGAAAAAGGAUGGUAUGUUAUGUCUCAUACCAUCAUUUCAAAAAGAAAUAAAUAAAAGGGGACUAAUUGUGGACAUUUUGUAAUAUGCAAAAAUACCAUUGCAAAAUGAACAGGUAAUUUGUGCAAAGAUUCAUUUGAGUAUACUAUUCAAGGGCUAAAUUGACAAGUUUUUCAAAACUGAAAAAAAGAUGUAAAAUAAGGCAAGUGACAAUCUGUUUGUUUUGACAUUCUGUCAUAUUUCACAGUGCAUGAGUUGAGCUUGAGUGAUAAUUUUUUUUAAAGAUGAAGUGAUUCAUCAUUUUUUCUGCAAAGAAAGUUGAAUGAUUUCUUUUUUGACCACAUGAGGAUAUUGCUGGAAUGUAGUACUAGUAUCUGGAACUAUUUUCCUUAGAUAAGUUAUGAAUGCAGAUAAUGUUAAUAAUUGAAGAUACUGUUUGAAUAACAAAGAGGGAUUUUAUUGCCUAUGCAUGUGUAAUUGUCAGGUAAAAUACUUCUUUUGUUGUGUUUUCAGUGUAGUGAAAAUGCUGAAGACAAGCUAGGCUCAUAGUAUUGUAAUGUUGAUGAUGAAUUAAAAAAAAAUAAUGUGUAAUGUCAUAUGCUUACACAUAUAGUGGAGGAAAAAUUCUGUGGAGAAAAAUAGGAACAUUUGUGUGGACAUUUUUGUGAAAAACUGCUUAGCUGUUUUGUUUGCUAUAACCCAAUGCUACACUGAGUGCCU